Molecule: messenger RNA, 3314 nt
Organism: Oryza sativa Japonica Group (Japanese rice)
Lineage: Eukaryota; Viridiplantae; Streptophyta; Magnoliopsida; Poales; Poaceae
Product: disease resistance protein RGA5-like
Biological process (GO): defense response to other organism
Molecular function (GO): ADP binding
Source: RefSeq, a predicted model, not a curated record
CCAUGCCUUCAUGUCUCCUCUCCCAUCCACACAUUUAUGAGUAAGAGUAGCCCAUGCCACCUCCACAGAACUGAGCAAGUGAGCAGUACAAGCUCUGCCGCCAUGUAUCACCAGCAGCCCCCAGCCGUUGAGUCUCCUCCCUCCCCGUGUUGAGCCAAGAGCUGCGAGGGGAGAUCGGUCCUCUACUUCAUAGGCUUCCUAAUCAGGUAUCAUGAUUUGUUCAUAAAUGCGACCCAUAUCUUCAUCAAUCAUCAUCAUUAAAAGAAAAGGGGAAGGUGUGAAUCAUCCAAAAUGGAGUUCGCCACUGGGGCAAUAGGCACUCUCCUCCCCAAGCUAGGCAAACUACUUAGUGAGGAGUAUAACUUGCAAAAAAAUGUGAAGGAGGGAAUCAAGUUCCUCAAGAUUGAGCUCGAGAGCAUGCAACUUGCCCUUAAGAAGAUCUCAAAUGUGCCACUAGACCAGCUUGAUGAGCAAGUCAAGAUCUGGGCUAGGGACGUUAGGGAGUUGUCCUACAGCAUCGAGGACAUCAUUGAUACCUUCAUGCUACGGGCAGAUGACCUUGAUCAAUCCAAGAAAAACAUAUUCACAUGGUUAAUCAAUAAGUGCCACAAAUUGUCUGAAGUAAAGAUCCAGCAUAAAAUAGCCAAGGACAUCAAGGAUGUCAAGAUCCAAGUCAAGGCGGUGAUGGAACGACGGGAUAGGUAUAGGCUUGAUGGUGUUGUUGCUAAUCCUCCAACGAUUGUCGAUCCUCGCAUAUUGGCACUUUACGAGAAUGUUACAAAUCUUGUUGGCAUUGACAAGACAAGUGAUGAUCUAAUCAAGAGGUUGUUUGAGGGGGACGAUGAGUCCAAGAAGAAGCUUAAGUUAAUAUCCAUAGUUGGAAUUGGAGGAUUGGGUAAAACAACCCUUGCAAAGGCAGUGUUUGAGUGUCUUAAAAUGCAAUUUGAGUGUGCUGCUUUGAUUCCCGUGGGUCAGAAACCUGACAUCAAGAAAGUUUUCAAGGACAUCCUUAUUGAACUUAACAAGUACAACUAUAUGAAAUUCGAUACAAUGGCACUAAGUGAAAGAUAUCUAAUUGAUGAGCUCCGAGAAUAUCUUCACAAGAGGAGGUAUUUGAUUGUUAUUGAUGACAUAUGGGAGACAUCAACAUGGAAAAUGAUUAAAUGUGCUUUAGUUGAUAGUAAUUGUGGAAGUAGAGUAAUCACAACAACUCGUAUUUCUCAAGUUGCUGAAGAAGUUGGUAAUAUUUACCUAAUGGAACCACUUUCUGCUGACAACUCAAAAAAGUUAUUCUACAAUAGAAUGUUUGGUGCUCAAUGCAAAGGUCGAGAGGGUAAUCAACAAGCCGAGGCAACUAAAAAGAUUUUACAAAAAUGUGGUGGUGUACCAUUGUCUAUAAUUACAAUAGCUUGUUUGUUAGUUAAUAAACCAGUGGAAGACUGGUCCAGAGUAUACAACUCUAUCGGUUUUGGGCUUGAAGAUCGAAAUGAAGCAGUCCAAAACACAAGGAAGAUAUUGUCUUAUAGCUACUAUGAAUUGCCUUCACAUCUGAAGACUUGUCUGUUGCACCUAAGCAUAUUUCCAGAAGAUUGUUGGAUUGAAAAAAAAUCUUUGAUAUGGAUAUGGAUAGCCGAAGGAUUUGUCCAUGAGGAACAUGGGAAUAAGAUAUAUGAGGUAGGUGAGAGUUACUUCACCGAGCUUAUAAAUAAAGGCAUGAUCCAGCCGAUGGGCUAUGACAUUUACAGUGACACGUUUGAUGGUUGUCGUGUCCAUGACAUGGUCCUAGACCUCAUCCGCAUUUUGACAAAUGUAGAAAACUUUGUAAAAGUAUUGGACAAACCAUAUGAUGAGCACAACUUGUCUUUGCAGAUCAGUAUAGUCCGCAGGAUAGCAUUGCACAAGAGUAGCAACCUAGAAAAAAGCCAUAACCUGGCUGCUAGCAUGCCACAACUGAGAUCAUUCAAUGCCAUUAAGUGUUCCAUUAGUUUGAUGCCCCUACUUACAAGCUUCCAGGUCCUACGUGUGCUAGUACUGGAACAUUGCGAUAUCACGGGAAGUUGUCACCUGAAGCAUCUAGGGAAGCUACAUCAGUUGAGGUACCUAGGACUAAGAUACACAUGUGUUGAUUACCUACCAACAGAAAUUGGUGCCCUUGUGCAACUUCAGGCACUCGACGUAAGGAACACAGGCUUGGCAGCACUACCUGCAAGUGUUGGCAAGCUAAACAAGCUAAUGCGCCUAUGCGUCGACAGAGAGACGAGAGUUCUUGCCAGUGUUGGGAAUCUAACGUCCCUGCAAGAGCUAUCUUUGGGCCUUGUAUCGAUCGAUAUCUGCUCAAACUUCGCUGUGGAGGUGCGCAAACUGUCAGACUUAAGGAUCCUCAAGAUUAGUUGGCUUGGUGAAACAGACAAGGGCUUGCUAAAAGCCUUGGUGGAGUCUCUAUGUAGCUUGCAGAGAAUCCAGCAUCUGGAGAUUUUGUUUGGCUCGUGGGUCCUUGUAAGCCACUGGGAAGGCUGGGAGCCCCCACGGCAACUCCACAAGUUUUGUAUGGAUGGCCUCCACGUCUUCUUGCCUCGGUUGCCAUCAUGGGUGAACUCCAUGUGCAUCCCACACCUCUCCUAUCUCGAACUCCAAGUGCUGGCCAUGGAGCCGCAGGACCUAGACGUCCUAGCGAGGAUGCAAAAGCUCCGGUUCCUCCACGUGUACCUCAACACAAAAUUUUCAUGGACCGUCGCCGGUGGCGGGUUGUUUCCUAACCUGAGAUACUGUUGCACAAACAUAAUGCUCACAUUUCUACAGGGUGCCAUGCCAAUGGUCAAGCAUGUUGAAUUAUGCGUACCAGCGUCCAGGGAUAGUGUGACCAAUGAGGUUGGCUUGGGAAACCUCCCUCUGCUCGAUGUAGUCUCGGUAUUGCUCGACUGCGAGAGUGCCACAGGCAGGGUGGUGGUGGAAGUGGAGGCGGCAUUGAGGAGAGAGGUUAACGCGCACCCUAACAAUCCCACCAUUCAAGUUAACUGGUUUACGCACCUAAGGAGAAGAUGGUUUUAAUAAAUCAAGUGUUACUGCAGCUUAAAUUAAACAUUUUUGUAAGGAAAACAGUAGCAACAGGGGGGAGGAGAACUGCAGGGAUAAUCUUGGUGGCAGCCUGCUCUCCGGUUGCAUGAAGAUGACAUGAGGACCAGCCUCCUCCGGUAGACUUGGGCGCCAGAACAGGAUGAUUAUGUAGUGUGUUGACAAUUAUUUUGCUCUCAAUAUUUAUCCGCGAGAUUCAUGUGUUCAGUAUCUAUUAUAUACUAAAAGUCCAUUAAACUUCC